Cladophialophora immunda is the source of this 2850-nucleotide messenger RNA. RefSeq names its product protoporphyrinogen oxidase. Lineage: Eukaryota; Fungi; Ascomycota; Eurotiomycetes; Chaetothyriales; Herpotrichiellaceae. Gene Ontology annotation, biological process: heme biosynthetic process. Gene Ontology annotation, molecular function: protoporphyrinogen oxidase activity, oxygen as acceptor. Gene Ontology annotation, cellular component: mitochondrial inner membrane. The record is from RefSeq and is a predicted model, not a curated record. Bases 100 to 2079 code for a protein of 659 amino acids. The transcript has 2 exons.
AGUAAUUGCCCCUGCUACUUUCCGUCCAGCGUCCAGAAGCUCUCUAGAUUUAUCCCGCGACCGCCUCCGCAUGCACCGCUCGGUGUGUAUCCACUGGAUAUGCGCGUGGGUGGCUGUCAUGCUCCCUACCAAAAUGCCGUAAAGCACGCCUUGCAGCCUCGAGCAAGCCCGAGCCUACGACUCCGUACGUUUCAUUCAACAGCCAGCCAUGGCCUCGUCAGGAUACCCCAUUCCGACGGUCAAGAUAUCCUACCACCCCCGAAUCCGCAUGCCCGAGAGAUAGCCAUUUUGGGCGGAGGAAUUACCGGCCUCGCAACAGCCUUCCACUUGAGCAGCCAGCUUCCCAGUGCAAAGAUCACGAUAUUCGAGAAGAAGGACAAGCUUGGUGGAUGGGUUGAUUCGGAGGUGAUACCGGUGGGGAGGGGAGAGGUCCUUUUUGAAUGGGGUCCUCGAACACUGAGAGCAGGGAUAGGGCCUGCGCCGCUUGCGAUGCUCGAGCUGCUUGCGCAACUGCACAUAGGUAGAGAUCUCGUCGCGAUAUCAAAGUCUAGCCCGGCUGCCCUCAAUCGCUACAUCUACUAUCCUGACCAUCUCGUCCGCUUACCCGUCCUGUCCAGACACACUUCGCUCUUUGAGCUGCUUCGGACUUUGAACACUGUGCUCACCGAACCGCUGUACGACGGAAUGCUGAGAUGCUUGAGAGAACCGUGGGUGGCUCCCCGAGAUGAAGACGUCAAGGACGAAUCCGUCGGAGAUUUCAUAUCCCGGAGAUUUGACAAGGCAGUUGCGGAUAACCUGCUUUCUGCCGUGUGCCAUGGGAUUUUCGCUGGCGACAUCUACAAGCUCAGUGCGAGGACUUUGCUGCCACAGUUGUGGCAUCUUGAGACCAGAGAUCGAGAAAGAGCGCCUGGCAUCCUUCUGGAAAUCUUGUCCAACAUGGUGAACCGUAUUACAUUCACACCCGUCAAUGUUGCUCUACAUGCGCACCGGCAGAUUCUCGCGCUCAGGGCACGAGAGAAUUAUUUCAGAAGAAUACCGAAUUUGGACAGCUUCGAUGAAAUGAGCGUCUACACGUUCAGGCGGGGCUUGGGUCAGAUAACCUCUGCACUGGAACAAGAACUUAGCGAAAACAAGAACAUCACCAUUGCACGGUCGACCUCGGUCGAAGAUGUCGUGUUCUACGACAGCAAGAAUCAAGUGUCCAUCACGCCCAGCCCGACUGGAAUCACCUCAAACUAUGAUUAUGUGGUUUCGACGCUAGGCCCCCGGACAUUGAAACAGUUUCUCUCCAACGGCGCUCGAGUAUCAGGCUCAACGCUGGACCCCAAAGUCAUAAAGGCCUGUGAACACAGCGACCGCUCGGUCAAUGUCAUGGUCAUCAAUCUUUACUACAGCAACCCGAAUCUGCUGCCCCAAUCACUCAGAGGGUUUGGGUACCUGAUUCCACGUUCCGUCCCGCUCGAGCAGAAUCCCGAGCGUGCGCUGGGCGUGUUAUUUGGCUCCGAGACAUCGGGUCGGUCUGAUACAGUUGGCCCUAGAUCUGCUGAGCCUCACUUUAUCUCCAUUGACAGCAACCCGGGUAGCCCGCUGGAUCCAGAUCCCCCGACAGGCGAUUCAGAGGUUGUGAUGCAGGACACCGCACCAGGUACAAAGCUGACGGUCAUGAUGGGUGGCCAUUGGUGGAGUGAAUGGGCACUGAGCAACCUUCCGAGUGAAGAACAAGCUAUUGAAAUGGCCAAGACUCUUCUGAGAAGACACCUCAACAUCGAAGAAUCUCCUGAAGUUGCCAAAGCGCGGCUCAAUUGCGAAUGCAUACCACAGUAUCCCGUUGGAUAUGCUCAAGAUAUGGCCACCAUUCAUGAAGGAUUAACGGAUACGUUUCACGGACGGUUGAAAGUUGCAGGUCCCUGGUGGCGGGGCGCUCCAGGAAUGAGCGACUGCGUCCUUGCCGCACGCGAAUCAGCUUGGGCGAUCCGCGACAAAGACGACGACUAUACCGGAUUACAGGGGUAUACGCAUGAAUCAUGGGUCAGGACUCAUGUCCCGACUGGAACGACCACUACUGAGCGCAUGCAGUGAGGCUCACGUCCUCAUUCGCAGUUUUAAAAGUUUUUACGGUUGGCAGCUUCAGCUCAAGGAAUAAACCUGGAUUUUGUCAACGGAAGCCUACCAAGCGCAGCUAACGGGGUGAAUGUUGCAAUGGCAGUGGCAGAAUGGACCCUUGGAGGUGAUCGAACACUGGCCUUUUUCUUGUCCCUCCCAGCCGAUCUUCUCACUAGACCAGCGGCGUCUUCCGGAGGAUUUAUUUCAGCUCUCUUGCGAUCGCCUGUACUAUAUUUGAGCUUUUCUAUCUGAAGAAUGCGACCCAGGAAGACUAUAAAAGUUCGACGAAGAAUGCAGACAGUAUUACAACCACCUUAAGACGGCCGGUCCUCCUCUGGCCUGCGUGGUGUCCUAGUAUGGCCAGAUUUCGAUAUGUGAAACUGACUUGCUCUCAAUGCGGAUGUGUGAAAUGGUCUUUUGGAUUUUGUAUCUGCAUGAAUAGAGUCUUUGGUGUCUCUGACGUCGGAAGGGCACGCCCCCGGAAGGCCUGCGCUCUCGACGCCGGUGGUGCCUAAUCCUCCCACUCUGCCAGUGCGCGAACAAUCACUCUAGAUCUGAUCCGCCAGAGAGAUUGAUUGCAGGGGCCGCAAUCCACCUGGGAGACUGGAAGCGGUGGUUCAACGAAAUGUCAGUGUGCCAACGGGACCGAUGCAAUACGUUACCCAUAGUGGGUGGAUGGCCACUGAAUACAACUUUCGUUAGACUGAGAGCUCGGUGUUGAAGAUUUGCAGUUUGUCUUGGCGUGCA